Messenger RNA from Truncatella angustata, 828 nucleotides. RefSeq names its product class I glutamine amidotransferase-like protein. The transcript is spliced from 2 exons. Bases 1 to 828 code for a protein of 275 amino acids. Gene Ontology annotation, cellular component: nucleus; cytosol. Lineage: Eukaryota; Fungi; Ascomycota; Sordariomycetes; Amphisphaeriales; Sporocadaceae. The record is from RefSeq and is a predicted model, not a curated record.
AUGUCAUCGAUCUCAGACUCCGAAUCAGAGACGGACACAAUAGCGUCGCGACUAAGGCCCCUGACUAUAGCUGUCCUCCUCAACUCAUACCGCUCCAAGUACAUACGCGCUAUCGAAGGGUCGUAUGUGAGGACUAUCGGCGCAGUCGCGCCAGACGCGAACCUGACAUUCUUUGAGCCUGCUAAUCGGCCCGACGACGAGCUGCCGGAUCCAGCCAAGUUCGACCUAAUUGUGUUUGGAGGUGCCAAUGUAGACCCUCGAAAGUCGCAUCCCUGGAUAUUGAGGGUGCACCAGUUCUUGUUGAAACUGGUUUUAUGUCAUCCCAAUCAGAAAAUCCUCGGCUUAUGCUGGGGCCACCAGACAAUUGCUCGAGUGUUCGGUGGUAAGAUCGUUGACAUGGACAAGCCUCAGAUCGGAGUCUAUGAUAUAAAACUCACUGACCCAGGAAUGGACUUCUUCCCCUCAUCCGCGACCGCUGGUUCUCUUUUGAUUCAACAACAUCAUAGGCGAGAGGUUGCGGAGCCAGGGCAAGGUUUCGUUGAACUGGCUCAAAACAACCAGAUCCUCGUCAACGAGAAAAGAACUAUCCUGACAUUCCAAGGGCAUCCUGAGAAGGACGCCCAAACAGCAAGGCUUCGAAUGCAUGAUUCGUCCCGGUGGUUUGGCUUUGAUCAGCAAGACGAAAAGGCUUGGGCGCAAUUGAAUGCUCAAAUUGACCUGCCUCACGAAGGACAUAUUAUAUGGCAACGGGUUCUGGAUUGGGUCAGAGAACCUCUUGUGGAAUCCGAGGUGCAGAUGGAUCGUGACAGCCGCAAAUCGAGGAUCUGA